Messenger RNA from Rhinolophus ferrumequinum (greater horseshoe bat), 711 nucleotides. Its product is annotated as cAMP and cAMP-inhibited cGMP 3',5'-cyclic phosphodiesterase 10A-like. Gene Ontology annotation, molecular function: 3',5'-cGMP-stimulated cyclic-nucleotide phosphodiesterase activity. Gene Ontology annotation, biological process: negative regulation of receptor guanylyl cyclase signaling pathway; signal transduction. The transcript is spliced from 5 exons. The annotation marks the transcript as partial. The record is from RefSeq and is a predicted model, not a curated record. Lineage: Eukaryota; Metazoa; Chordata; Mammalia; Chiroptera; Rhinolophidae.
AUGUACCACAGGAUCCGUCACUCAGAGUACAUUUACCGGGUGACCAUGGAGAAGCUGUCCUAUCACAGCGUGUGCACGGCGGAGGAGUGGGAGGGCCUCAUGCGCUUCAGCCUCCCGGCGCGGCUCUGCAAAGACAUCGAGCUAUUCCACUUUGACAUCGGUCCUUUUGAAAACAUGUGGCCCGGGAUUUUUGUCUAUAUGCUCCACCAGUCCUGUGGGACAUCCUGCUUUGACCUUGAGAAGUUGUGUCGCUUUAUUAUGUCUGUGAAGAAAAACUACAGGCGAGUUCCCUAUCACAACUGGAAGCACGCGGUCACCGUGGCACACUGCAUGUUCGCCAUUCUGCAGAACAACCGUGGGCUCUUCACUGACCUGGAGCGCAAAGGGCUGCUGAUCGCGUGUCUCUGUCAUGACCUGGACCACCGGGGCUUCAGUAACACCUACCUGCAGAAGUUCGAUCACCCCCUGGCUGCCCUCUACUCCACGUCCACUAUGGAGCAGCACCACUUCUCCCAGACUGUGUCCAUCCUGCAGCUGGAAGGGCACAACAUCUUCUCCACCCUGAGCUCCAGCGAGUACGAGCACGUGCUGGAGAUCAUCCGCAAAGCCAUCAUUGCCACUGACCUUGCUCUGUACUUCGGGAACAGGAAGCAGCUGGAGGAGAUGUACCAGACUGGCUCGCUAAACCUCAAUAAUCAGUCACAUAGGUAA